AAUUGAUGCCAAGGCAUGAUUUUAGUGAAUUACAAUUUCGUCGAAACUGCGCCGAGUUCCGCAGAUCUUUGUAUUGAUUGUAAUUCGACACUUGUAGAAUUAGUGUUUCUAAAUAUCGGUCGAAGCGCUCAACUCUGAAUAGCUACUGUUAGCUAGCUAAUUAUUUGUGGCUCUUUCAAAACACCUUUUUAAGAAGACGUUAGAAAUGUACUGACUUCAUAUGAACGUUACCAGCUAGCCUAGCCCAAGUUGUCAUUCCAAAACAUGAUUCAUCAGUUUGUUAGUCUAGCUAGGAAGUGUGGGUAAACAAACGAGUGGUGGAGUUAAACCUAUUGCGUCUCUGUGCUAUCAAGACGAGGAGGGGGGGGUUAUCUUGAGGUCAAGUGAAGGAAUUCCUCCCCAAUCUUCUGUUCCCAUGGCUAACAGCAAAGAUAAGCAAAAGACUAACUGCAUUUGAGAUAUCGAUGCGUACCUUUUUCACAAAGAUUAUUGCGGUCCUGAACCGUUGUCCUCAUGUGACUGAGUGCUUUAGUGAGACUUGAGAGGUGCCACCUGUGGAAGAGAAGCAUUGGCAGUUUCCACCUUUGCUGACUCGUUGAUAUUGAUUCUUGCAUUUUGUGGUUUCUUCUUUGUUUGGCAGAUGUAUCAUGUGCAGCGUAGCCUACGGAACGAUUAUUAAGAAUCACGAAAAUAUGUAAAUUAGAGCCAGACCGGAUUUUUGCUUCCGAUUCCAAUACCUCUUUUACGGAGGCAGCAAAGUCACCGAUAUAUCUGCCGAUAUAUUGUUUUUUAGAGGUGGAACUAAAAACAUACUUUUUUAAAUUUAUUUUUUACACAGAUUGUUCUUCAAAGGAUUAACAGAUACUCUGAAUGAUGAUUAAGAAUCACGAAGAAGAUGAGUUUGUUGCUGUGCGGGUCCAAGAUCCUCGGGUUCAGAAUGUCAGGUCUUGGAAUUCGUAUGUAGAUUUCAAGAUAUUCCUACAUACCAACAGCAAGGUUUUCACGGCCAAGACGUCAUGUGUGCGCCGUCGCUACAGUGAGUUUGUCUGGCUCAAGAAGAGGAUGCAGAAGAACACUGGCUUGGUACCUGUCCCAGACCUGCCCAGCAAGCCCUUCUUCUCCUCUAGUGGUGAGGACUUCCUGGAGAAGAGGAGGAAAGGCCUGCAGUCCUUUCUGGACAAAGUGUGUAGCAUGACAGUAUGUCUGUCAGAUAGCCAGCUCCACCUCUUCCUGCAAACCCAACUGCCAGUUGGGCACAUCCUGGACUGUGUGCAGGGCCACACCCCCUACACUGUGACAGAGGCCAUCCUCACUUACGGCUCAUCCAAUCAGGGCCGGGUUCCAGAAGAGGACUCAGCCCAGGACCCGAGUCUUACUCCAGUUCCUUAUGAGUCUACGGAGAGCCCUGUUCCUCAUCUACCUACCCUGCGAUGUGAAGAGCCCCUCACCCCUGUGAACCUCACCUCCAGUGAGCCAGAGGGCCUACGGACUGAGAAGUUCCUAGCUGACCCCCAUGACAUAGACGCUGUAGAGUUACAGCUCGGUGAGAACCCUUCCUCAGAGGUCACCCAAGAGGACCACGAUGUAGUCCAUGUAGAGGCCGCCCUGGAGACACACAGCCCAGUGGAGACUAUCUUUAAGUGGGACGGCCAUGAAGACUCUACCCCAGAAAGGCUCGACCAUGAGGAGGUGAUCCACCACCAAGGGGAUUGUCAACAGCUGACACUUGUGGAAGCGCACUCUGAAAAGUACACCGGCUUGGAGGAGGAGUGUGUAACGGAGGUGAAGAAUGAGAGGGUCAUUGAGGAGACCCAUACAGACACGACUACACAGACAAUCCCUCCCAAACAGAGUAGCCCAGAGCUAGACAUCCAUGAGGAAACCCCUCAAGAUGGCCUAAGGGAGACCGUUCUAGAGGACCUUAACCCUGCGGAGGAAGCUCAAACAACCUCCGAAGGGGACAGUGACAAAGAUGCAGUAACAGCCAUUGAGCUGGACAGCCAAGGACACACGGAUGAGAUCAACUCCCACGUAGAGAUCAGCCUAGAGGUGGAAAGUGUUGAUGACUCAACCCAAGAGGUAGAAAAUUGAGACGUUGCAACCCAAAAGGUAGAAAUCAAUGACUCAUCUUGAGGUGGAAAGUGGCGAUGAGGCAACCCAAGGGAAGACUCCCUUGGACAUUCAACAAGUAGAUAAUCAGCUGGACACAACAGAAGAGGUUGAUAGUGACGAGGAAAUUAAUGCAGAGGACAGGGAGAGUCUUGGGAAAAUGGGGAGACUACAACAUCCGAAGGGAGUAAUAAGGAGAGCGACAACAAGGACACGAGACAAAUGGCUACAUGGAGUCAGCUCCUGAGAAGGGACAUCACAAAACAGACCACACAGAGGCAGAAGAAGUCCUCAACAGACAUUCUAAAGCCCGAAACUAACCAAGAUCCCUCACAUGAAGAAAUAACACCUGAGGUACCCAAUGCUCAGCGGACCAAUGGUGUCAAAGUCGGAGAGGGAAUUAGUCUAACUCAACCGGCUGUGUUGCCCCAAUGGCAUUAAUGUGGCAAAUAAUUUGGCAGUUAAUUCACAUGGAUUCUGAAUGCUGUGUGAUCCAGAACUGUGAUGCUGUUAAAACAUGAUUACGUGAGUUUAGUGUGGGUGAAUGUUACUCAAGACACUUGCAACUUAUCAUGCAAUCAACUUUGACUGUGUUUUAUUCAUAAGUUCUGGGGGGGAAAAGUGUCAUCCUGCAUGCGUUCCCUUAGGCAUUUUGUGUUGCUGUUGUGGGGCGGGUUUCUGGGUUCAGCUUGAACAAACGAGGAUGAGUGUCGUUCCACCUAAAAGCACAAGAAUUGUGCUGAAACAGGUUUCAUUCCAGAAACAUUAUUUGAUCUCUGAGAAAUAAAUACAGUACCUAACAUCUUAUUUGAACCAUCAUUCUUCCUGACAAAUCCAAAUCCAUCCAUGGAUCCCCCCACACUACACCAAUCCCACCCCAAUAACCAGUAUACAGUAUCAGUUUGCUAUGUCUGACAUGGAGCUGCUUUUUCAUAUUAUGUAAAGUCGCUGUUCCUGACUGCCACACCAUGUCAUCAGUUUGGCUUGUCUCUUGUGUUUAUUAAAUGGAUCGCAACAUUUUCUUUGCAACUUUGGGAAGUAAACCAAAAGCUUUUGCUCAUGAUCAUCCUCCCAAUUCAAGCCAGUCCUUCAGUUUGUCUUCGGCUUAAUCUGUGUCCAGGAAAUGAACCGUGUGUGUGGUUUAUUCCCAUCAGGCUACAGCAGUUCUACUCGUUUCAAUGUUAUGGUCUAAUUGUCUUCAAUGGUAAAAGUCCCAAACACACUGUACAGUGUUUUGCAAUGUUGGGGAUGUUUGUUCUCAUAUUCAGCCUUUUAACAGUGCAUUAGUUUAUUUAAAUGGCAUAGCAGUUGUUUGAAGUACCCCUUUUAUGUUAUGUAGAUGAUUACCAGACAGUUUUUUCCACUUAGGUAGUUCAUACAAGGAUGUACAAGGGCAAUAUACCUACCUAAAAAUAGUCAAAAAUAAACUAGGAAUGCACCUAUUGAUGACAA
Molecule: messenger RNA, 3561 nt
Organism: Oncorhynchus kisutch (coho salmon)
Lineage: Eukaryota; Metazoa; Chordata; Actinopteri; Salmoniformes; Salmonidae
Gene: snx11
Product: sorting nexin 11
Exons: 7
Coding region: 871-2091 (406 amino acids)
Biological process (GO): vesicle organization; intracellular protein transport
Cellular component (GO): endosome
Molecular function (GO): phosphatidylinositol phosphate binding
Source: RefSeq, a predicted model, not a curated record